CAAAGCCUCCAACAUCACCUCUCCCCAAAACCUCCUUCUAGCAAGCUCACGGCCCCCAUAUCCACACGCCCGGAACAGCUCAGAUUGACAUUGCAAUCAACUCCAAUAGAAAGAAGAGAAACGCUACACCAAGAUGACGGAAGAAUACAAGUACGAGUACUUCAACGUCAGCUUCCCAGCGGAAUAUGUCGCACAUGUGGAGAUCAAUCGGCCGGAGAAGUUGAAUGCGUUUGUGGAGCAGAUGUGGCUCAACCUGUCCACCAUCUUCCGCCGCCUGAGCCCAGACCCCUCCGUCCGCUCCAUAAUCCUAACCGGCGCCGGCGACCGCGCCUUCACCGCAGGCCUAGAUGUUCAAGCGGCAUCCCAAGGCACCCUCGGCCGCCCCUCCGCAGACCCCGCCCGCGCCGCAAACUCCCUCCGCCGCCACAUCCACGAAUUCCAACAAUGCGUCACCGACGUGGAGAAGUGUGAGAAACCCGUCAUAGCCGUCCUCCACGGGAUAUCCUUCGGCCUAGCCCUGGACCUCAGCCUCGCCUGUGACAUACGCCUCAGCACGACCUCAACGCGCUUCUCGGUAAAAGAAGUCGACAUCGGGCUCGCCGCGGACAUCGGCACAUUAUCGCGGCUGCCCAAAGCCGUGGGCAACUCCUCCUGGGUGAAAGAGAUUUGCUUAACGGCCCGGAUCUUCGGGGGCGAGGAGGCGCAGAGUGUAGGGCUCGUGAGCGGCGUGUAUGGGGAUAAGAGCGAGGCGGUGCAGGAGGCUUUGAAGAUUGCGAGUGUGAUUGCGUCGAAGAGUCCUGUUGCUACGAUGGGGACGAAGGAGCUGCUGAAUUAUUCGAGGGAUCAUUCGGUGGCGGAUGGAUUGAACUAUACCGCGAUAUGGAACGCAGCCAUGGUGCAGACGCAAGACGUAAAAGAUGCCAUGUUGAGCGGGCUGCAGAAGCGGAAACCUACGUUCAGUAAGCUGUAAACCGGACACAGAUUCUGAGCUGUAAGAAAGGACUAGACUCGUAUAAAACUAAUGAAUCACUUUCGGCUGGUUUUGGA
This is a messenger RNA of Trematosphaeria pertusa, 1047 nucleotides long. Its product is annotated as delta-delta-dienoyl-CoA isomeras-like protein. The coding region runs from base 134 to 970 and encodes 278 amino acids. Gene Ontology annotation, molecular function: delta(3,5)-delta(2,4)-dienoyl-CoA isomerase activity. NCBI's taxonomy places the organism in Eukaryota, Fungi, Ascomycota, Dothideomycetes, Pleosporales, Trematosphaeriaceae. The record is from RefSeq and is a predicted model, not a curated record. The transcript is spliced from 5 exons. Gene Ontology annotation, cellular component: mitochondrion.